AUGGAAUUUCAUUCAGACGACACUGUGAUUCUCAAUUUUCCUUUUACAGCAAAUAUGGAAGACUGGGGUAACGCAACCACAGUGACUGAGUUUGUGCUCGCGGGCUUCUCCAGACAACCCCAGGUGCGUGCCGCCUUGUUUGUCUUCUUCUUGGUGAUGUACGCAGUGGCCAUCGCUGGGAAUGGACUCAUUGUGCUGUUGAUUGUGGUGGAUCCUCACCUCCACACACCCAUGUAUUUCUUCCUCAGCAACCUCUCCUUCAUCGACGUCUGCUAUGUCACAACCUCCGUCCCACAGAUUCUGGCGAACUGCUUCAAAGACAAGCCCAGCAUUCCUUUUGGUCGAUGUUUUGCGCAAAUGAGCAUUGGUCUUUUCCUGGGCGUGGCGGAGUGCCUGUUGCUAGCAAUCAUGGCUUAUGACCGCUUUGUAGCCAUAUGCAGCCCGCUCCACUACAGUUUGAUCAUGAGCCGAAAGGUGUGCAUCAUACUGGCAGUCAGCCUGUGGCUCAGCUCUUUCGUCUUGACCAUUGUCCCCUUUUUCAGCAUGCAAGCAAGCUUGUGUGGUCACAACGUGGUGAAUCAUUUUACGUGUGAGCUCCAAGCUGUGUUGAAAUUGGCUUGUUCCGACACUAGCGCCAGCGGGCUCAGCAUGCUGAUAUCCAGCGUCCUCACUGUUCUGUUCCCCUUUGCCUUCAUCCUGCUGACAUAUGGGCGCAUUGGUCUGGCUGUCCUGCGCAUCCGCUCAGCCCAAGGACGGGGGAAGGCUUUAUCAACCUGUGGCUCUCAUCUGGCGGUGGUGGGCAUUUUUUAUGGCACCGCCAUGGCCGAAUACGUGAGGCCUCAGGCUGAGACCUUCACAGACAGGGAAAAAGUCGUGUCUGUCUUUUAUGGGGUCGUGACUCCAAUGCUGAACCCCCUGAUCUACAGCCUGAGAAAUAGGGAUGUGAAGGGAGCCUUAUGGAGGCUGAUUGGGAGGAAAGUAGAGAAAUAA
This is a messenger RNA of Euleptes europaea (tarantolino), 990 nucleotides long. RefSeq names its product olfactory receptor 13H1-like. Gene Ontology annotation, molecular function: olfactory receptor activity; G protein-coupled receptor activity. The record is from RefSeq and is a predicted model, not a curated record. The coding region runs from base 1 to 990 and encodes 329 amino acids. Gene Ontology annotation, cellular component: membrane. Gene Ontology annotation, biological process: G protein-coupled receptor signaling pathway. The transcript has a single exon. NCBI's taxonomy places the organism in Eukaryota, Metazoa, Chordata, Lepidosauria, Squamata, Sphaerodactylidae.